Molecule: messenger RNA, 1194 nt
Organism: Blastocystis hominis
Lineage: Eukaryota; Bigyra; Opalinata; Blastocystidae
Exons: 1
Coding region: 1-1194 (397 amino acids)
Source: RefSeq, a predicted model, not a curated record
AUGAAUGAAGAUCAAAUUCAAGUGACACUGAUUCGUUCUUGUGGUAACUCGUCGGAUUCUGAAGGCUUUACGAUUUAUGAGGGAGCUACGCGUGACCAUGCUAUCUAUAGUCAGACUACUUGUGCUGCUGGUGUAGUGAACCUGUACAUCACUCGCGGUCUCUACACGAUUGUGAUGACGAAUUCGAAUGAACAGGUUUGGGCUGAGAAUUCGAUGGUUCGUAUUUUCUACGGCAGUUUGCUUGGAUCGUACAGGAAGGUUGUUGUGGGUGCUGAAGAGUCUGCAGUGUUUGCUCUUCCUGAAGUGAUUGAGGCUGGAGCUGCUUGGAAAUACUCUUCGGAGACCAUGGUGGGCACGAGCUGGACCACGGAGAAUGUGGAUUGGAGCUUGAUCUCGGAGUACCCGGCUAUUUCUUCGAUCACGCGUUACUUCCGUCAGAGCUACACGUUGUUUGGAGCUGGAUUCCGAUCUGUGAUCAUCCAGGUGAAGACGAACGGUGGCUUUGUGUUCUAUGUGAACGGAGUCGAGGCUUCUCGCUUCAACUUGCCCGCUGGAGAGAUUACUGCAACGACGCAGGCUACCGAACUGAAGGAGAGCAAUGUGUACCGCAUUCUCCGGCUGUCCCUGGACGCUUAUUCUGCUGUGAAUGGUGUGUAUGAAUUCGCUGUGGAAAUGCACGCUGCUGAGGGUCAGAUUGGCGAGGCCGAGCACUUCGAGUGCUCUGUGGAGUUCACGAUCUAUGAGCAAUCGCUGGUUGCAAAUGGAAUAGCUCAAUCGAACAAGGCCGGUAUGGCUGCUCAUUCGGUUGAGAACCUGUUCGAUGCCUCGAUUUCUACCAAAUAUCGCGUCACUGUGACGAGCUCCGAUUUCCCUGUGGAAGUGACCUACACAUUCCCCGAGGGCGAUGAAUACACGAUGAAUAAGUAUGUGCUUACUAACGGCGAUUCAAUAUCUGCGGCUUGCAACACGUGGAAGAUCUUCGGUAGAAAGAACAAAGAUAACGACGAAUGGGUGAUGUUGGAUAGCCAAGAUAAUGUGGAAUGGAGCGAAGCAAAUGAAUCUCUGAGCUUCACUGUAAACAAUGUGAAUGCAUUCAAUGCCUACAUGUUCCAAUGUAGCUCAGUUGUGAAUAUCGAUGGUGAGUAUAAUGGAAAUCAGCUAGAUAUGGCUGAAUGGAUUCUAAGAAUUGUGUAG